Messenger RNA from Mus musculus (house mouse), 5232 nucleotides. It is a transcript of the gene Fbxl19, whose product is annotated as F-box and leucine-rich repeat protein 19. The coding region runs from base 1589 to 3679 and encodes 696 amino acids. The transcript is spliced from 12 exons. Gene Ontology annotation, biological process: proteasome-mediated ubiquitin-dependent protein catabolic process. Lineage: Eukaryota; Metazoa; Chordata; Mammalia; Rodentia; Muridae. Gene Ontology annotation, molecular function: DNA binding; zinc ion binding. The record is from RefSeq and is a predicted model, not a curated record.
ACACCUGUGAGGUGCAUCCAGCAAGCUUCCAAGUUAGUGGAAAGGACACUAAACAAAGCUCAUCUGGGAAUUACUAGAAGGUUUUAUUGUGGCAGUGGAAUUUUAAUAGGAACUUGAUGGGUAAACAACUGGGUGGAGACGUGGGAUGGAUGAAAAAGUACAACUUUGGUCCACGCAAGGAGAGCGCUAGAAGGCCAGAAAGCAGUCCUUGCUAGUUGAAAGAAACGCCGCCGUGUGGAUUUAAAAUGGACAGACACUUCCCUGGGAGCCACGACUGUUACGGGGCUGCAAGGAGCCCCUACUUAGGUUAAGGCUAGUAGUCCUAGCAAACUGAGACUUGACACAGUUUUGACCGGAGUUAACUUCCUAAGCAGAAAAACCACACCCACCAAGUCUCCAGUAGGGCUGGAAACCCAGCAGAGACAAGGAAGCAGAGAUUGGCUUGGGGUAGUACUGAGCAAAUUUUCUAGGACGCAGGAGGUCAUCCACAUGGCACAAAGCAGUCCCUUUGGCAACUGAGAGUUCACCGGAAGCCUCCAAGGCUCAAAAGACAAGGCAUGAGGCUUCACAGCUCCAAAGGCUACAAUUCAGGUUGAGAAAAUUUGGUCAGUGUGUGCGUCCUCUGUUAAAAGGAGAGAGGGCGCCCCCUGGGAAGAGUGCUGGGUAGAGAUGGUUGGAAGACUCAGAUGAGGACUGAAGAGGGAGGGGUGGGGGUUAAGAUGGGGGUAGCCUACUCGUCAAUUUUCUUUUCGCAGAAGCUAACUGUCCGGCAUGAUGGAUUCCUGGGCUUCCAAAACGGCUGGGCUGAAAGGGAGCUCGAAAAAAUAACUGCAGCCACACGCCCCGUGCCAGAACUGGUUACUUUCUUGAAUACUUUUAACGCUAAUUCAGCGUGGAGGUGACAUCAAUUCUCCGCCACUGGAGAAUGAAAACUUGGGACUACAUUUCCCUGCAAGCCCUUUAGAAAAGGAGGCCAAGAGCAAAGAGACUUUCCGUUUCCGUCCGCUAGCAAUUUGGCGUGUUCACGGUGAUACAUAUUUCAACAGUAGCGUCCUUUCUCUGUACAACUAAAGCAGAGACUACAUAACCCACCAGGUACCGGCACCGAGGGGCAAGCGACUAGGUUGCCAUCUCUGUAGUAGUCCUCUCCUACACAUCCGCCGAGAAUAGUAUUAGCGGUUGGACUACAAAUCCCAUAGCAUCAUGUGCUCCUUCACCCUCCAUCUUUGUGGUAGUCCCCGCCCCGCUCACUUCCAUUGUCUCGACAGAAGAUAAAGAGGGGAGCGAGGAAGACUACAAUUCCCGUCUGGCUUUGCAUCAUCGAGUGCGGGAUUUUGAUAGUUCAGGCGGGCGAGGAGCUCCAAGUGGUAGAAUGAAGCAGCCAGGAAAGGUUAGGUAUCCUGCCAUCUUUACGGUAGUCUCUUUAUCCUCCCGGUUCUGGCAUUCUUAAAGGAACAUAGGAAGGCUAGAAAACUACUAUUCCCAUCCCACUUCAUAAGAUCGACUUAUUAGGUGUACGCCCCUCGAUCGCCAUCUUGCUUGUAGUCCUCGUUUCUUUUCACCUUUCCAUUGUUCCUGAUGAGUAGAAAUGGCAGCGGGAAGGCAGCAGCUGGACUGCGACUCCCGUCAGCCCUCGGCGUUGCUGACGCCCCCAAUGUCGUCGAGCAGCCGGGGACCGGGGGCCGGAGCGCGCCGACGCCGAACCCGCUGCCGUCGUUGCCGGGCCUGUGUGCGAACUGAGUGCGGGGACUGCCAUUUCUGCCGAGACAUGAAGAAGUUCGGGGGGCCCGGGCGCAUGAAGCAGUCGUGCCUGCUUCGGCAGUGCACCGCGCCCGUGCUCCCACACACAGCUGUGUGCCUCUUGUGCGGGGAGGCUGGAAAGGAGGAUACAGUGGAGGGAGAAGACGAGAAGUUUAGUUUGAGCCUCAUGGAGUGUACAAUCUGCAACGAGAUCGUCCACCCUGGCUGCCUGAAGAUGGGAAAGGCUGAGGGUGUUAUCAAUUCCGAGAUACCCAACUGCUGGGAGUGCCCCCGAUGUACCCAGGAAGGACGGACAAGCAAGGAUGCAGGUGAGGGUCCAGGGCGCCGCAGGGCUGACAAUGGUGAGGAAGGCGCUAACCUAGGGGGUGGAUGGAAGCUGACAGAGGAACCACCACCUCCACCACCCCUGCCCAGAAGAAAGGGACCCUUACCUGCUGGCCCUACCCCUGACGAUGUGCCUGGGCCCCCCAAACGGAAGGAGAGGGAGGGGGGGAAUGAGCCCCCCACCCCAAGGAAAAAGGUGAAAGGAGGCCGAGAGAGGCACUUGAAGAAGGUGGGUGGAGAUGCCUGCCUCCUCCGAGGAGCGGACCCAGGCAGCCCCGGCCUUCUGCCCCCCAGGGUUCUGAAUCCGAGCCAGGCAUUCUCAUCCUGCCACCCUGGGCUCCCUCCCGAGAACUGGGAGAAACCAAAGCCACCUAUAGCUUCUGCUGAGGGCCCGGCAGUGCCAUCUCCAUCACCACAGAGGGAGAAACUGGAGCGUUUCAAGCGCAUGUGCCAGCUGCUGGAGCGGGUGCCCGAUACCUCUUCUUCCUCCUCGGACUCGGACUCGGAUUCAGACUCAUCCGGCACAUCACUCAGUGAGGAUGAAGCUCCUGGAGAGGCCCGGAAUGGGCGGCGGCCAGCACGGGGCAGCUCCGGCGAGAAGGAGAACCGUGGGGGACGGCGGGCUAUACGCCCUGGCACUGGGGGGCCACUGCUCAGCUGGCCCCUGGGCCCUGCCCCACCACCACGGCCUCCACAGUUGGAGCGACAUGUCGUGCGGCCCCCGCCUCGAAGCCCUGAGCCUGAUACUCUGCCUUUGGCUGCUGGAUCCGACCACCCUCUGCCUCGGGCUGCCUGGCUUCGUGUUUUCCAGCACCUUGGACCCCGUGAGCUAUGUGUCUGCAUGAGAGUUUGCCGGACUUGGAGCCGCUGGUGCUACGACAAGCGUCUGUGGCCUAGGAUGGACCUAAGCCGGAGAAAGUCACUGACCCCACCCAUGCUUAGUGGGGUGGUUCGCCGCCAGCCCCGUGCUCUGGACCUCAGCUGGACAGGUGUCUCCAAAAAGCAGCUCAUGUGGCUCCUGAACCGACUGCAAGGCCUGCAGGAGUUGGUGCUUUCUGGGUGCUCCUGGCUCUCUGUCUCUGCCCUGGGCUCGGCCCCACUGCCAGCGCUGCGGCUCUUGGACCUCCGCUGGAUUGAAGAUGUUAAAGACUCCCAGCUUCGGGAGCUGCUGCUGCCUCCACCAGACACCAAACCAGGGCAAACUGAGAGUCGAGGCCGACUGCAGGGGGUGGCAGAACUUCGCCUAGCUGGUCUGGAGCUCACAGAUGCCUCCCUGAGGCUCCUGUUGCGCCACGCUCCCCAGCUCAGUGCCCUGGACCUGAGUCACUGCGCCCACGUUGGGGACCCCAGUGUCCACCUCCUCACGGCUCCUACUUCCCCUCUUCGAGAAACACUGGUGCACCUCAAUCUCGCUGGGUGCCACCGCCUCACGGACCACUGCCUUCCACUGUUCCGUCGAUGCCCACGUCUUCGCCGCCUGGACCUACGCUCCUGCCGCCAGCUCUCACCUGAAGCUUGUGCCCGGUUGGCGGCUGCUGGGCCCCCUGGCCCCUUUCGCUGCCCAGAAGAGAAACUGCUUCUCAAGGACAGCUAGUUGGGUGCCGAUGCCCCCUUCCCUUCCCUUCCCCAGGACUCAGCCAGAGAACCUGGACCUCUUGCCUUCAUUUCACCCCCUGUUGGGAGGCCAGGUUAUUUUCUUCAUGACUUGGCACUCCUCAGUUUAAUGACUUGGGAUUCCUGCCCAGGGACUUGAGCCAGCCUUCCCUCUCUCCCACCUGCACUGAUAUCUCUGGGGGUCUUUGCUUCCCAUCUCUCCCUUUCACCUGCUUCAUUGUCCAUCCCCUCUGGGGAGUGGGUCAAGAGGUACUGGGGAGGUGCUGAGCCAAAGGGAUGGUGGGAGGGAGGGGCGGUGAAGGUGCAAGUCUGGAGUAGGGAAAAUGAGGUGACAUGGUAUCUUGUACACAGGAUACUGGGGGCUGGGGGAGGCGAUGGAUGGGUGUGGGGAGGGCAGAAAUCAGACCAACAAGGGUUCAGGGAACAAAGACCAGUUGGGUGGGAUGGGGGGCCAAAAAGGGAAAACAGAGGAGCAAUUGGGGAUCCGAGUGUCAAGACAGGGGGCGCUACAAGCCAGGUAAUGCCAGGACUGGGGGCUGGGAGAGGAGCAGAUGUGGGGAUAGUACCCUCUGCGUAGGGUUGCCUCUCUCCCCUUCCCUCUACCCAGAUUUCAGUUUUCCCCGACCUUGACUCCUUGAACGUCACUGAAAAUGGCAGCUAUUGCAAGGAGUAGGGGCCGCGGGUCUACCUGCUGUUAAGCUCGGUGGCCCAGGGGAGUGGUGAGGGGUAGCCCAGACCCCUGCCUGGCUCUCUACACAAUACUUGAACAUUCAUCUGUACUGAAGUGUUACUUGAACCGGGGGAAUCUCGGACUUGGGGGAGUGUGAUGUGAGGGGACCAGCUUGACCGAGACUGGGCUAUGGGUACCCAGUUUGGACUGUCCCACCCCUAGCUCUCUUGCAUUACUGUCUUGAACAGCUCCACCCUUCACUUGAGUUGGGGUGGGGAAAUGUCAGCUUAAAGAUGGGCAAGAUGGGACUCCUCCAGUUUGGCUCUUCCCAUUCUUUCAUCGUCAUGGAAACUCGUGUCCCAUUUGCCCAGGGAACUGCCACUCCUGGUUGCCAUGGAAAUAGCAGCCAAUGGACACCUCCGGAAAUCAGUGCUAAGACUGGAAACGGUCCCUCUUAGUUGCUGUGGGAACUUAGUAACAGACUCUUGGCACCUCCCCUCUUCCCACCCCUUUCCUUCUUCCAGUGUGGGGGUGGGGUCUCAAGAGCCUGAGGGAGGAGUCAGGUCUAGGUCCCACUCAACUUAGGCCAGGGGGAACUGGAUUGUACUACAUGGGGGUGGGGGGAGGGGAAUCUAUCCACAUACCUCAGGUAACAGGAAGGUGCGCGGGUUGGGGGCGGGGGCUGGGCGGACCAAAGGCAGGAGGGGGGGCCUGGGGUUGGAGAAAGGCUUGACGGUGGGGCCGCUUGCGGGAGGGGAGGAGGCACCCCGGCGAGGGACAAGUGGGGCACCCAGCCGGGCUGGACCCCUAACCCCACAAGUCUGUACAAUAAGGUUUGCUAUAAAACUCAGAAUCUAGCCGGG